Cantharellus anzutake is the source of this 399-nucleotide messenger RNA. RefSeq lists its product as uncharacterized. NCBI's taxonomy places the organism in Eukaryota, Fungi, Basidiomycota, Agaricomycetes, Cantharellales, Hydnaceae. The coding region runs from base 118 to 282 and encodes 54 amino acids. The record is from RefSeq and is a predicted model, not a curated record. The transcript has 2 exons.
UCAUCGGUCUGGCUUUCACCGCGUGCGUGUUUCUCCACCACAUUGUCAAACUUUGCCAAUGCUGCUCUAGCAUCACUUGACAACAGCAGGGCGUCACUAUCGGUCAAUGACCUGUCGAUGUCAAGAAAUCCAAUGAAGGACCUCCGCCCCUUUGAAACAAACUCAUCACCAUAUACCUUCACCCCUUCAAUAAUCCGGUGUCCGACCCUGAAAACACCAGUAGGAAUAGAUGGGUUAUCAGGAACGAUAUCUGGAUCCAACUGUGGAAUCAGGCCGUCAUGAACAUGGGGAGAAAAGUCAUCGGCGAUGAGACGACGGAUAGUGAUGUAGAGGAAAUCAUCAAUCGUUCCGAGGGAUUCCCGCGAAUGAUCCGCUGGCCGAGGAGCAUGCACAGGGAUG